AUGGCUCCAUCAGCAAUUUCACAAACUCCUACUAAGGAUGUUCAACAAUCCGAUGAACUCCUAGCUGCCGCUGUCACCAAAAAGAUUGCAACCACUGAAUUCGGCACUCUUCCUCACCUCGAUGCAUCUUUACUUAAAAUCACCAAAUCUACAACGCCGAUGAGCGUUCCUGCGGCAGGAGAUCCAAUCAUCAAUACCGGUUCUCAAUGUACCGACCAUAUGAUCACAGCCGUUUGGAGUGACAAAACUGGAUGGGGUGCACCAGAACUGAAGCCAUAUGGAAAUCUCUCACUUGCUCCUACAGCUUCCGUUUUGCAUUAUGCAACUGAAUGUUUCGAGGGCAUGAAAAUGUACCGUGGAUUCGAUGGAAAGCUCAGAUUAUUCCGUCCGGAUUGCAACUGUCAGCGAAUGCUCACUUCCGCUACACGUAUUUCUUUGCCAGGAUUUGAUCCCAAGGAGUUGCAAAAGCUCAUCGUUAACCUGGUUUCUGUGGAUGGACCAAAAUGGCUCCCAGAACCUGGUACUUUCCUCUACUUGCGACCCACCAUGAUUGGUAGCGCUGGAGCACUUGGCGUUGCUGCCCCCAAAGAAUGCACAAUGUUUGUCAUUUCCACCUUCAUGCCUGCUAUGGAUUCACCCCAAGGCAUGAAGCUUCUUGCCAGUCAAGAAGGUGUUCGUGCCUGGCCCGGCGGAUUCGGUUUCGCCAAGGUGGGAGCCAAUUAUGGACCUACCUUGAUGGCAAACUCGGAAGCUCGCGCCCGUGGUUAUGACCAAGUUUUGUGGUUGCUCGACGGAAUGGUUACCGAGGCUGGAGCCAGCAACUUCUUGGUUGUGUGGGAGACCAAGGAGGGUAAGAAGCAGUUGAUUACUGCUCCUUUGAAGGACAAGAUCAUCUUGGAUGGUGUUACCAGACGAAGUGUUUUACAACUCGUCCGAGAACGCAUCCCCGAACUCGAAGUUGUCGAGCGCAACUUCACUAUGGACGAGCUCGCCGAGACCGCCAAAGAAGGUCGCGUCAUUGAAGCUUUCGCUUGUGGAACUGCAUACUUCGUUGUCCCCGUCGCACAGAUUAACUACAGAGAAAAGGACAUCAACAUCCCCAUGUCUCAGGGUAACAGUGGAGAGUACGCCGCCAAGAUUAAGCAAUGGUUGGUCGAUAUCAUGUACGGAAACGUGGAGCAUGAAUGGGGUGUUGUCGUUGAUGAAGUUGGCGCAUAA
Sclerotinia sclerotiorum 1980 UF-70 is the source of this 1218-nucleotide messenger RNA. RefSeq lists its product as hypothetical. Gene Ontology annotation, molecular function: branched-chain-amino-acid:2-oxoglutarate transaminase activity. The transcript is spliced from 4 exons. Gene Ontology annotation, cellular component: mitochondrion. Lineage: Eukaryota; Fungi; Ascomycota; Leotiomycetes; Helotiales; Sclerotiniaceae. The record is from RefSeq and is a predicted model, not a curated record. Bases 1 to 1218 code for a protein of 405 amino acids. Gene Ontology annotation, biological process: L-leucine biosynthetic process; L-valine biosynthetic process.